Westerdykella ornata is the source of this 1380-nucleotide messenger RNA. Its product is annotated as mitochondrial prohibitin complex protein 1. The transcript is spliced from 2 exons. Gene Ontology annotation, cellular component: membrane; mitochondrion. Gene Ontology annotation, biological process: mitochondrion organization. The record is from RefSeq and is a predicted model, not a curated record. The coding region runs from base 170 to 1012 and encodes 280 amino acids. Lineage: Eukaryota; Fungi; Ascomycota; Dothideomycetes; Pleosporales; Sporormiaceae.
GUGGAGGAAUGCGCACGGGCCCCAGCAUCUCACUUCCCACGUGAUCACAACGCUUUACCUCAUUGAGCAGCUUCAACCUCAUCACGACUUUUCCGCAUCACAGAGGCAACCAAGCUCCGAUCGCCGCCGUUCGCCGUCUCCAACUCGUCCAAUUCCCGGAUUCUUCACAAUGGCCGCACCAGGAGCAGGACUCUUCCGUUUCGCCGUCCCCCUCGCGAUCGGCGCCGCUGUCGCUCAGUCCGCCAUGUACGAUGUCAAGGGCGGAACGCGCGCCGUCAUCUUCGACCGAUUGUCUGGUGUUAAGGAGACAGUGGUGAAUGAGGGCACACAUUUCCUGAUUCCUUGGUUGCAACGGAGUAUCAUCUUCGAUGUUAGGACAAGGCCGAGGAAUAUCUCGACGACAACGGGAAGCAAGGACUUGCAGAUGGUUACGCUCACGCUGAGGGUACUGCACCGGCCAGAGGUGAAGGCGUUGCCUAAGAUUUACCAGAAUCUCGGCCUCGACUACGACGAGCGUGUGCUCCCGUCUAUCGGAAAUGAAGUCCUCAAAGCUAUCGUCGCCCAGUUCGACGCCGCCGAACUCAUCACCCAGCGUGAAGCCGUCUCGAGCCGCAUCCGGAGCGACCUUCUCAAGCGCGCACAGGAGUUCAACAUUCAACUCGAGGAUGUUUCGAUCACCCAUAUGACGUUCGGCAAGGAGUUCACCAAGGCCGUUGAGGAGAAGCAGAUUGCACAGCAGGAGGCGGAACGUGCCCGCUUCGUGGUCGAGAAGGCGGAGCAAGAGCGCCAGGCCAACGUUAUCCGGGCAGAGGGUGAAGCCGAAGCCGCCGAGACCAUCAGCAAGGCUGUUGCGAAGAGUGGCGACGGUCUCAUUAUGAUCCGUCGGAUUGAGACCCAGAAGGAAAUUGCACAGCUGUUGGCCCGGAAUCCUAACGUCUCAUAUCUCCCCGGCGGCACCGAGGGUGAGGGCGGCAAGAGCGGAGGCAACUUCCUUUUAGGACUGAGGGGUUAGAGUUGGAGGGAGGAGGAAAUGACGAGCCGCCGCUUUGACAUGGGUCAAAAUGCUUGGGCAUGGGUUUGGGCGCAAGGCUGUAUGAUAUCUAUUGUGAGCAUCUUUGGUACUCUUUUGUAGGGAAUUUAGUCUCCUCUUCACAGGGUUGUCACCUCAUACGCCGUGCCCUCGCCAAUUAACGGCUUCGGACGCUUUCGACUUGGACACAGAAUGUCGAUUGACUCUGGACGGACCAGAGGCAUUGCAUGCAUGGCCGUGAGACAAUGCAUAUUGAGAAUCCGGCGUUAGCUGGCGGACAUUCUCUCGCAAAUUAUUAGUGUAUACGCGAGCGCAGAUGCUGGCAAAAGAUGAUAUUAGUGCUAAGACGC